This is a messenger RNA of Trichomycterus rosablanca, 1446 nucleotides long. It is a transcript of the gene rtn4rl1b, whose product is annotated as reticulon 4 receptor-like 1b. The transcript is spliced from 2 exons. NCBI's taxonomy places the organism in Eukaryota, Metazoa, Chordata, Actinopteri, Siluriformes, Trichomycteridae. The record is from RefSeq and is a predicted model, not a curated record. Gene Ontology annotation, molecular function: protein binding; signaling receptor activity. The annotation marks the transcript as partial. Gene Ontology annotation, cellular component: extracellular matrix.
UCUCCAGGCUGUGGGCUUGAAUUCCUGCUGGUGCUCUGUGGGUUGGAGUUGUCCUGGUCCUGUCCGCGCCACUGUAUCUGUUACUCGGCUCCCAGCACUGUCAGCUGCCAGGCUCACAACUUCCUUUCUGUACCCGAGGGCAUUCCCCCGCAUAGCGAACGCAUCUUUCUCCAAAAUAAUAAGAUUCACCGCCUACUACGAGGACACUUCAGUCCCACUACAGUCACACUGUGGAUCUACUCUAACAACAUCACCUAUAUCGAGCCCUCUACAUUUCAAGGAUUUACCUUGCUGGAGGAGCUUGAUCUGGGAGACAACCGCUACCUGCGCUCGCUGUCUCCAGAGACAUUUCAUGGACUUGGGAGACUUCAUGCCUUGCAUCUAUACCGGUGUGGGUUGAGUGCACUGCCAGACAACAUCUUCCAGGGCCUUCGCAAUCUGCAAUACUUGUAUCUGCAAGAUAACCAUUUGGAGUACCUGCAGGAUGACGUCUUUGUGGAUCUGCACAAUCUGAGUCAUCUCUUUCUUCAUGGGAACCGCCUGUGGAGCCUGCAUCAGAAUACCUUCAGAGGGCUGCGCGCUCUUGAUCGGCUAUUGCUCCACCAUAACCAGCUGCAGUGGGUGGAUCGGCUGGCCUUUCAUGACCUAAAGCACCUCACCACACUCUAUCUGUUCAACAACUCCCUUACAGAGCUGGCUGGCGAGUGCCUUGCCACGCUGGGUGCUUUGGAAUACCUUCGUCUUAACGACAAUCCCUGGGAAUGUGACUGCAAGGCCUUGUCAUUGUGGGACUGGCUCAAGAGGUUCCGUGGCUCCACAUCAUCUGUUGGUUGUGUGGCACCAGCUGAGUUGGCAGGAAAAGACCUCAAGCAUCUGAAGAAUGAGGACUUUCCAAAUUGCUCCGGAUCUGAGUCCCUGCACCAGAGCAAGACCAAGUCGUGGGCUGGAACAGACAAGGUCUCAUUAAAGCAAGAGCGCCCACCCGGCCAACCUCCACAAACCCACCCCCGCCAUCCACACCUUGCUAAACAGUUCCCACUCCCAGCCACACCUCUGCCCCAACCACCACCUGCUAGUAAUAGAGGGCAGGGAAGACCAGGUGACUCUCCGGACGCGGUGACUCCUCAGAGGCCUGGUCGCUCUCGGAACUGCACGCGGCAGAGGAACAGAAGUGGCAAAGGAAAAGGGCCCAAUGAAGUCCACACUUCGAAGGAGAUGGCAGAGAAAGGGUAUUCCGCAUCUGACUUCACUGGGAAAUAUGAUCACACAUCCUCCGAUGGUUUGACCACAAGAAGGAAGCAUAAAUGUACACCCCGGACCACUGUGUUUCCCCCCAGUGGGGUAAAGCAAGCAACCAACAGGGGCAACCAGCAGCGUCCCUGCCUCUUUCUUUCCAGUAUUCUGGGGCUUCUUGUGCUUCUAAGCCCUAGAUUCAUCCAACAGUAA